This is a messenger RNA of Lampris incognitus (smalleye Pacific opah), 5106 nucleotides long. Its product is annotated as desmoglein-2.1-like. The record is from RefSeq and is a predicted model, not a curated record. Gene Ontology annotation, cellular component: desmosome; plasma membrane. Gene Ontology annotation, molecular function: calcium ion binding. Gene Ontology annotation, biological process: homophilic cell-cell adhesion. The transcript is spliced from 14 exons. The coding region runs from base 421 to 5106 and encodes 1561 amino acids. NCBI's taxonomy places the organism in Eukaryota, Metazoa, Chordata, Actinopteri, Lampriformes, Lampridae.
AGCACUGAGUCAAAGCAGCCCAAGAAGCCGAGGAGACACAAGAGAGAGUGGAUUCUUCCUCCUGCCAAGCUGAAAGAGAAUAAGGACUACACCGAUAGGGAGUUCAUUGCCAAGAUUCGCUCUGAUAAGGACCAGCAUGCCCAGGUGGAGUACUUUCUAACCGGACCAGGCGCUGACAGGGCACCCUUCAACCUCUUCAAGGUUGACCCUGACACUGGGUUUGUACGUAUUACUGGAGUCCUGGAUCGGGAGAAACAGCCAUUCUACAACCUUACAGGAGUGGCUAAGUACAGAAACGGGACCACGGCAGAGGAGAACAUCCCGUUAACGGUCACGGUGCUCGAUGAGAAUGACAACCCGCCUUACUUUGAGCUGCAUUCCGGCAACAUCACAGAGUGCAGCAAAAAAGGAACCUUUGUAAUGCAGAUUGAGGGACAGGACAAAGACCAAGAAGGAACAAUAAAUGCUGAGAUUGUUUACAGCAUUAUCAGUCAAGAGCCGGCGGGCUCGGGUAACAUGUUCGCUUUGGACAAGAAGACAGGCAAGCUGUACGUCAAGGAGGUCACACUGGACAGAGAGACUCAUGACUUCUACAAACUGGUUGUCCAAGGGGUUGACAUGGGAGGUCAAGCAGGGGGGCUGACAGGCACAGGAACUGUUGAGGUCACCAUCCUGGACAUCAACGACAACAUCCCCACACUGGAGAAAAAUGAGUACGACGGCACUGUGGAUGAAAAUGUUGCUGACGUCACUGUGCUGAAAAUCAAAGCUAUAGACAAAGACCUUGCGCACACAGACAACUGGCUGGCUGUAUUUCACAUUGUCACAGGAAAUGAGAAUGGACUCUUCUCCAUUAAGACAGACAAGGACACCAAUGUGGGCACUCUGAAACUGAUCAAAGCAGUGGAUUUUGAAGAGGUCCAGGUCCUUGAGCUAGGGUUGCUUAUUGAAAAUGUAGCUCCUUUUGUGAUGGGAAGCGCUGUGGCAAUGGAUGUGGAUGUGGAGAUAGGAGAAGGUGGUGGUCCUGGUGUUGGUGCCGGAGGUGGUGCCGGAGGUGGUGCAGGGCCUGGUGUAGACCUUGGGGUGGACUUAGGUUUGGAUCUAGGACUAGAUGCUGGGUUGGAUGCUGGGUUAGAUGCUGGGUUGGAUGCUGGGUUGGAUGCUGGGCUUGAUGCAGGGCUUGAUGCAGGGCUUGGUCCUGGUGUGAGUUUAGGACCUGGACUUGGGAUUAAACCCGGUGUGGGGCCUGGGCUAGGAAUAGGUCUUAAACCAGGCAUCAAACCAGGACCAAAACCUAAACCUAAACCAGGGGAAAGCUAUCCUAUUAAGAUUGCAGUAAAAAAUGUGCCAGAGGGACCAGCAUUCAAGCCAAGCACCAAGCCCGUUCCUGUGUCAGAAGACCCAAAUAAGAUGCCAAAGGAUGGAGUGAUCGCAGUGUUUGCUGCUGUUGAUCCAGACACAGGAAAACCAGCUGAAGAUGUCCGGUAUGCCAAAGCCCAUGAUCCAGACAACUGGGUUACUAUUGAUGAAGAAACUGCUGAGAUUAAGCUUAACAAGAUACCAGAUCGAGAGUCCAACUUCUUAGUGAACGGCACAUAUAUUGCCAAAAUAGUCUGCAUGACCCAAGACAUGCCGGCUAAGACAGCUACGGGAACAAUAGCCAUUCAAGUGGUGGACUCAAAUGACCACUGCCCCACCCUGGCCACCACUUAUGAUAGCCUCUGCUCCGAUGACAAAACCGUCUAUGUCACUGGUUUCGACGAAGAUGUUAAGCCCAAUGGCGCCCCGUUUAGCUUCAGAAUCCUACCCGAAGGGACGCACGGUACCUGGGAGGUAGAGCUCAUCAACGAAACAAGUGCAGCUCUUCACUCUCUGGAAGACUUGUGGCCAGGAAUCUAUGAACUAGAGGUGGAGGUGGCAGAUGAACAGGGCCUGUCCUGCCCCUCCAAUGAGGUUUUCCAGCUGGAGGUGUGUAUCUGUGGCGAGACGAAAGGCUGCGGCAGCAAGGCAGCCAGAUUACAGACCACUUCAACCAAGCUCUCCGCCCCAGCCAUCAGCCUUUUUCUCAGUGCCAUGUGCUUACUGCUGUUCAUCCCACUCAUACUAGUGUUCUGUCAGUGUGGUGGAGAGGACACCAUAUUUCCUGAACAAUUCACUGAAUUCCCAUUUGAUGUCAAGGAGCAUCUCAUAUCUUAUCCUACCGAGGGAAAAGGCGAGGAUAAGGAAGUUCCCCUGCUGAGUGUUCCUGUAAUUUUGGGUCCUGGAAGGAAUGUUGACAUACAAAAGGAUCACAAUGUUGUCACAAAAUCUUCAAGAGUCACAACUUGUCGGACAAGCAGAUUGUACAAUGAAUCAGGACUUACAUCUCAAGAAACCGGUCAGGAUUUCAUUGACGUCAGUCGCCCCUAUGGAUCCUCAAAGGGUACAUACAACUUUGGCAGUCCCAGUGCUACAUUCACCGGAUAUGGAAAAUACGCACAUGCUACUCUCAGGUCAGCUAUAUAUGAAGAAAUGGCCCUACCAGACAUUGUCCUCAAUGAUUACUACUCACAGAAAGCAAUGUUUCCUUCACCGGUGAAGGACAGUUUGUUGGUGUAUGAAUAUGAAGGCCAAGGCUCUCCUACCAGCUCGGUUGGCUGUUGCAGCCUCCUGGAAUCUGACGAUGACCUCCAGUUCCUCAACGACCUGGGGAAAAAGUUCAAGACUCUGGCUGAGAUCUGCUCUCCUCCUGCUCCUCCAACACCACCAAAACCUCCCAAAGUUGAUCGCAUUCUCAAAACUACAGUUAACCGCAUUGUUGAGCCAAUUGUUAAGGCCAAAACUCAAGAUUUUAUUGAGACAAUGCAUACUAAUAUCCAAACAAAGAACAUUAUCUCUUCCAAUACUGUUAACGUUUGCAAAACCUCUGCUAGCACUGUAAACACUGUUCAAUCAACAAACAGCCCUCCAUCACAACCUCUCUCUAGUUCUGUUACCAAGGUUAGUAACAUCAUCCAGUCUCCUACACUACCCUCUCCUGGCCAGACACUUCUGCUGCAACAGCAGCCUUUGUACUAUGCUACCGCUCCUAUGCUGCAGCCCAUGCACUACAUGGUUCAACCUCAGCUUCAGAAUACUGUCCUUUUGGCUGAUGGGACCUGUGGAGCGAACUUUCAGGGUAUGUUUGUAGUCAAUGGGGCCCAGAGUUCCCCUACUGGGCUGGUUAUCCAGGGUACACAAGGCCAAAUAAGCCCAACCAGCAUUGCCAGUGUCCCAAGUCCCACCAGCCCAGCCAGUCCAACAGUCCUGUUACCCACAGGUGGUUGGAAAAUGAUUGGCCCAGAUUCUGAUGGUAACUACAUGUUGGUAGAGAAUAAGACUAGUUCAGCUGAUACAUUGAGGCCUAAUGCAGGAUCAUCUCAGGGCACUUUGCCCAGAGAUGCUGUGCUGGUUAAAGAGGCUGCUUCCUCUCAGGGGGUGUUAGGCUCAGCAGCCCAGGGCUGUGUGUAUGGCAUUCUGCCAGGACACACCAUGACUAGAGAAGGGAUUGAAUAUUUAUCAAACAGAAAUUUGGAGGAUGAGAUAAUUCAUCAAAAUGAAAUAGAGAAAGGCAUAUCAGAAGAUGAGAAAAUAACGGAUCAAAAUGAAACAGAAAAAGCUCCAUCAGAGGACGUUAUAAUGCAUCAAAAUGAAAUAGAGAAAGACCUAUCAGAGGAUGAGAAAAUAAUGGCUCAAAAUGAAACAGAGAAUGACCCAUCAGAGGAUGAGAUAAUGGCUCAAAAUGAAAUAGAGAAAGACCUAUCAGAGGAUGAGAAAAUAAUGGCUCAAAAUGAAACAAAAAAAGCCCCAUCAGAGGAUGAGAUAAUGGCUCAAAAUGAAAUAGAAAAACACCUAUCAGAGGAUGACACAAUGCAUCAAAAUGAAACGGGAAAAACACCAUCUGAGGAUGAGGUGACAAUGCCUCAAAAGGAAAUAGAGAAAGGCAUAUCAGAAGAUGAGAAAAUAACGGAUCAAAAUGAAACAGAAAAAGCUCCAUCAGAGGACGUUAUAAUGCAUCAAAAUGAAAUAGAGAAAGACCUAUCAGAGGAUGAGAAAAUAAUGGCUCAAAAUGAAACAGAGAAUGACCCAUCAGAGGAUAAGAUAAUGGCUCAAAAUGAAAUAGAGAAAGACCUAUCAGAGGAUGAGAAAAUAAUGGCUCAAAAUGAAACAAAAAAAGCCCCAUCAGAGGAUGAGAUAAUGGCUCAAAAUGAAAUAGAAAAACACCUAUCAGAUGAUGAGAUAAUGCAUCAAAAUGAAAUAGAGAAAGGCAUAUCAGAUGAUGAGAAAAUAACAGAUCAAAAUGAAACAGAAAAAGGCACAUCAGAGGAUGACAUAAUGCAUCAAAUUGAAAUAGAAAAAUACCUAUCAGAGGGUGAGACAAUGCACCAUAAUGAAAUGGGGGAAAAACCAUCUGAGGAUGAGGUGAUAAUGUCUCAAAGGGAACUAGAAAAAACCCUGUCAGACGAUGAGAUAAUGCAUCAAAAUGAAAUGGAAAAACACAUGUCAGAAGAUGAGAAAAUAACGGAUCAAAAUGAAACAGAAAAAGGCCCAUCAGAGGAUGAUAUGGUGCAUCAAAAUGAAACAGAGAAAGACCUAUCAGAGGGUGAGAAAAUAAUUGCUCAAAAUGAAACAGACAAAGCCCCAUCAGAAGAGGAGAUAAUGGCUCAAAAGGAAAUAGAAGAAGCCCCAUCGGAGGAUGAGAUAAUGCAUCAAAAUGAAAUAGAAAAAGACCUAUUAGAGGGUGAGACAAUGCACCAUAAUGAAAUGGGGGGGAAACCAUCUGAGGAUGAGGUGAAAAUGCAUCAAAGGGAAACAGAAAAUACCCUAUCAGAGGAUGAGAUAACGUAUCAAAAUGAAACAGAGAAAGACCUCUCAGACGAUGAGAAAAUAAUGGCUCAAAAUGAAACAGAAAAAGCCCCAUCAGAGGAUGAGAUAAUGCAUCGAAAUGAAAUAGAAAAAGACCUAUCAGAGGAGGAGACAAUGCAUCAAAAUGAAAUGGGAAAAGACCUAUCAGAGGAUAAAAUAACAGAUCAAAAUGAAAUAGAUAAAGGCCUAUCCGAGGAUGAGAAAAUAAUGGAUCAAAAUUAA